Messenger RNA from Acipenser ruthenus (sterlet), 6573 nucleotides. RefSeq names its product segment polarity protein dishevelled homolog DVL-3. NCBI's taxonomy places the organism in Eukaryota, Metazoa, Chordata, Actinopteri, Acipenseriformes, Acipenseridae. The coding region runs from base 431 to 2626 and encodes 731 amino acids. Gene Ontology annotation, cellular component: cytosol. Gene Ontology annotation, molecular function: frizzled binding. Gene Ontology annotation, biological process: intracellular signal transduction; canonical Wnt signaling pathway. The transcript is spliced from 16 exons. The record is from RefSeq and is a predicted model, not a curated record.
UCCAUGGACAUUUUCCCCCUCCUCCUCCUGCAGGGGGAGUUUGCGUUUUUGGAAAGAGACUCCUCCCGUCCCUCUCUCUUUCUCUCCCUCUCUCUCACACACACAGAGACAGACAGCUGCUUCUGACUGGAGAAAAUAAAUUAAUUAAAAAGAAAGAUCGCUGGGGGGAGAUCCUGGGAGCACAGAUCGUGUGAAAGGAAAACUUUAAUUUUUUAGGUGUAAAACAAACAAACAGAAUAAAAAGAAGCCCGGAUAUUUCCCGCAGGAGGUGAAUGAAGGGGCCGAGGGGGAUUAACGCACGCACGGUUUGUUUUCCUUGAAGAAUACCCUUUCCAAGCGGAGCCCUGGCCACAUAAAGGGACCUUACGAGGGGAGCCGGGCUUGCACGUCGCUGUCUUCUGCUUGUCUCUGUACUGGUCCGCCGCUGACCAUGGGGGAAACUAAGAUAAUCUAUCACAUUGAUGACCAAGAGACGCCGUAUUUGGUGAAGCUGCCCAUCCCGGCGGACCGGGUCACUUUGGCAGACUUUAAAAAUGUCCUGAAUAAACCGAACUACAAGUUUUUCUUCAAAUCUAUGGACGAUGACUUUGGAGUGGUGAAGGAAGAGAUCUCGGAGGACAAUGCCAAGCUCCCCUGUUUCAAUGGCAGAGUGGUUUCCUGGCUGGUCUCGGCGGAUGGCUCUCACUCGGACGGAGGCUCGGUUUGCGCUGACAGCCAGUCGGACCUCCCGCCCCCAAUCGAGCGCACCGGAGGGAUUGGAGACUCGCGCCCGCCGUCCUUCCAUGCCAACGCCGCUGGCAGUCAGGACAACCUGGACAACGAGACGGAGACGGAGUCGGUGGUGUCCUCACGGAGAGAACGUCCACGCCGGAAAGACGGACACGAGCACGUCUCGCGGGUGAACGGACAUGCCAAGCUGGAGCGGCGUCACGACGUGGGGGGCUACGAGAGCUCGUCCACGCUGAUGAGCAGCGAGCUGGAGUCCACCAGCUUCUUCGACUCGGAGGAGGACGACUCCGCCAGCCGGUUCAGCAGUUCCACAGAGCAGAGCAGCUCCUCGCGGCUGAUGAGGCGACACAAGCGUCGGCGGAGGAAACCCAAGGCGCCGCGCAUGGAGCGGUCCUCGUCCUUCAGCAGUAUCACAGACUCCACCAUGUCUCUCAACAUCAUCACUGUGAUUUUAAACAUGGAGAAGUACAACUUCCUGGGGAUCAGCAUCGUGGGGCAGAGUAACGAGCGGGGUGACGGCGGGAUCUACAUCGGCUCCAUCAUGAAGGGGGGCGCCGUGGCCGCGGACGGGCGGAUUGAACCAGGGGACAUGCUGCUGCAGGUGAACGACAUCAACUUUGAGAACAUGAGCAAUGACGACGCGGUGCGGGUGCUGAGGGAGAUCGUUCACAAACCCGGACCCAUCACGCUCACAGUCGCCAAGUGCUGGGACCCCACCCCCAGGGGGUGCUUCACGCUGCCCAGGAGUGAGUACACAACACCCCAGGUUACAAACUGUGUAGCGUAUUGUCCUGCUUAUCAAGGUGAGCCGAUCCGGCCGAUCGACCCGGCUGCCUGGGUGUCCCACACGGCAGCGAUGACAGGGACGUACCCGGUGUACGGUAUGAGCCCUUCCAUGAGCACCAUCACUUCCACUAGCUCCUCCAUCACCAGCUCCAUCCCCGAGACUGAACGGUUCGAUGAUUUCCACCUGUCCAUCCACAGCGACAUGGCCACCAUCGCCAAGGCCAUGGCAUCGCCCGAGUCCGGUCUGGAGGUGCGGGACAGGAUGUGGCUGAAGAUCACCAUCCCCAAUGCCUUCAUAGGUUCGGACGUGGUCGACUGGCUGUACCACCACGUGGAGGGCUUCACCGACCGCAGAGAGGCGCGCAAGUACGCCAGCAAUCUGCUGAAGGCCGGCUACAUCCGGCACACUGUCAAUAAGAUCACCUUCUCAGAGCAGUGCUACUACAUCUUCGGAGACCUCUGUGGCAACAUGGCUAAUCUCAGCCUGAACGACCACGAUGGCUCGAGUGGGGCCUCAGACCAGGACACGCUGGCCCCCCUCCCUCACCCCGGCGCGGCCCCCUGGCCCCUCGCCUUCCCCUACCAGUACCCCGCACCGCACCCCUACAACCCCCCCGCCGGCUUCCAUGACCCGGGAUACAAUCACGGAGGAGGGGGGGGCAGCGCCGGGAGCCAGCACAGUGAAGGCAGUCGCAGCAGCGGCAGUGAGCAGAGGCGCAAGGAGGAUGCGGCGGCGAAGGCGAGUGGAGGAGGAGGAGGAGGAGACUCCAAAUCGGGGGGCAGCGGCAGCGAGUCGGACCACACCACACGGAGCAGCAGCAGCAUGAGGAGGGAGCGGGCGCCCAGCGAGCGCUCUGCAGCGCCCCCUAGCGAGCACAGCCUCCGCAGCCACCACUCCGCCGCGCACAGUCUCCGUAGCAACCACAGCCACGCCUACGCCCCCCCCGGCGUCCCACCCCCACACUUCCCCCCGCCCCUCGUCAUGAUGGGCCCCCCCGGAGCCCCACCCGGCCGAGACCUGGCGUCUGUGCCGCCCGAGCUGACCGCCAGCAGACAGUCCUUCCGAAUGGCCAUGGGCAACCCCAGUGAGUUCUUUGUGGAUGUCAUGUGAUCCCUACUGCUCCUUUUCCUUUCCUCCUGUUUUUUUUUUAUUUGUAGAAAAACGACAGCAGCAGCAGCAGCAGCAAAACCAACAGAACUGUUUCUCUUCGUCUUUUUCUUCUUGAUUUCUUGCUUUAACGAACUGAAAAAAAAGAAUGUGUGCUUUUAAAAAAGAACUAAAAAAAGAUCUACAAAUCUAAUACAAUGAUAAAUAAAUCAAUAAAUGAAUAGAUUACUGUAGUCCCGGCAGGGAGUGGAGAUCGAAGGCGUUGGAGUAGGAGGAGGAUUUUUACAGAACUAAUCUUUGAGAGAGAGAGCGAGAGCGAGAGAGAGAGUUGAUGUUCUAUAUGGAGAUCCUGCUUCCUCCCUCCUGUCACUGGACUGUAUGUGUGAGGAGGGUGGGGGGAGUGUGCAAAAGAAAGAAAGAGGUCUGAUUUAUCAUUAUUUCAUUUUUUUUUUUUUUUUUUUUAUAUACAGUAAAUCAGCAGCUUUGUUUUUUUAAUUGUUGUUUUUAAAAAUCGCAUUCCGUGUUCUCCACGUGGUCAUUCGCCUCCCAUCGUUCACCAGACACACUAUCAGCAUCCAUGCACUGCUUUGCACUAUCAGGGAAAACCCCUCAAGACUGAUCCCAGCUCAGAACAAUUCCCAAGGCGUGGCACUCUUGAGAGUUUGGACAAUGCGUUGAAGAAAGCGUGUGACAGAAUAGCAGUAGUACAUGGUACUGGAAACCUAGUUGUGUUGUGCAGUAGUGUUGCACAUUCUCUAGUACACACAGCCUUCACUACAAAUACAAAGCAAUACAGCACAGUGUGGUAACCUGCUUCACUGUGAAAGUCUGGACUAGCAACUGCACGACCUGCUGUGCGGAGUGAGCGAGCGCAGUGCCAUGCAUGCAGCCAGCACAGCUUCAAGCAGCCCUGUGCAGAAGAGGAGUAUUUCUCAGUAAAUGAUACCGUUGUGAUGUGUAUUCCACAUGCUGUGCUGUAAAUUCAGUAUCCUUAUGGUAGUCAUUGCGCACUCCCUUGGGUUCUGAAGUUUGGAUCAGGCCGCGGGGGUGACCUGCCGACUGUGUGGAAUUUGAACAAAGCACACCAGACCACUGACAGGCUAACUAGAUUGAGAAACGAUGUCAUUGGCCAGCUAGUAAAGAGGCGUCCCUGUUGGUAAUGAUUGGUGGAGAACGCUGGCACGUAGAACAGUUCAUGUAAAAGGGUCACAUUGGUAAGUUGUCACGAGCAAACCCUUACCUGGUUAGUUUUAUUAAAGUGUCUUCACUCCUGAACUUCGCUGUCACCUCUAUUGAUUUCUUAUUCUUCCUUUCUCUUUUUUUCUCGAGCAGCACAAAUGUCUAGUUUUGACUUUCCCUGAACCUUGGUGGCGGGGGUGGGGGUGGGGGGGUCCAAAAUGUUAUCUGCUGGAUCAGGUCACUUCCUGUAACUCCCUGUGUAGUUGCUGUGGAGACUUUGUUGUUCUCCAGAUCUCUGAAGGGGGGAGGCAGGUCCAUCGUGUGCAUGUGGUGGAUGAAAUCCGAGGCGGACUCUGUGUUUUAGAACCUUCAUGCUGUUAUUUGAGUACAAAGAAGAAAAAAAAGGAAAUUGUGAACAAAGUUGCAUUUUUUGCUAAAUUGGCAGCAGUGUUUUUUUUUGUUUUUUUUCCUAAUUCUCUUCGCAGAAACAAACCCAAGUGCUUUUGACCAGGAAACCAGACCUGUUGAAAUGGACACGUAGACCGUCCGUCCAGCGCGGUUUACCGACUCGGCGCGCAGGAAUCUUCCACAACAUUUUCAUCCUUUCCCUUUCUGUGACCAGGGUGCUCUGAGGCAGCCCUAUUGUUCGCCAUAUUGGCGAGGGUUAAUGUGCUGGCUGGACCCUGGAGAGAGGGGAGGUGAAAGGUGAAAGGCUGGCAGGGCCUGGUAGAAUACCAGUGUUCCGAGCGAUAUCUUGUUCUAUCCAUUUUUCUCUAGGGGCUGGUAAGCAAUAACCAAAAUAAAGUCUACUGACAAACUGUGAAUACAAAACCACAACCCGUUCCACCCAAGCUCUCCUCGUGCCUCUGUCCUGUCCCAGACUCUCGCAUGGUGGGAGAGACGUGGCUUAGGUCAUCCCUGUGGGGUAUUGCUUCAGUAGAAUCAGUCCUGGUUGUUAACAAGAUACAGUAGCAUUGUGUACAAGUGUGCUUUAGCUUUUUAAAAUUCUGUAAGAAAAGCCUGGGAAAACAAACAAAAAAAAAUGGUACUAAAUCAAAAAUAUGUGGCAGAGCACAAAAGGGUGCUCAACUGGACAGUCCAAUACAUUGCAAUACACUGCAAUACACAUUGCAAAGAAAUGAACUGAACUGGACGAGGCUGAACACCGCAGGAGGGUUGAGGGGGGAGGGGGGGGCUGAUUCUUGAUACCCGGGCUGGUAAGGUAUGAUUCUGUCCCUGAAGGAAAUGUGUCUAGCUGUUUUCUUUCAUUCGAUUCCAGAUGAUUUAUUCUACCCUGGCUUGGAAGGUAGUUUACAGUUGUUUAAAAUAAGAACUAAUUUAAAUGUGUACUGAUGUGGUGUUUAGCAUUCUCUCUUUUUAAUUUUAUAUAAAAACACGAUUACUCCCAAAUUCAGUUUGACGUCUUGACUGGUUUGACGGGGGGUGCAGUGGGGGGUGGUAUUUGGCGCCCGCCCCUCCCUGAGAGAUGCUCAUUGUAAACACUGUAAAUGAUUGGUCUCUUUGGAAACUGAAAGCCUGACUCCCCACAGCCCUGGAGAGCCUAGCUGUCUUCACUCUGAAAAUCCCUGUCUCUGUGAAGCACUGUCUCACUGUACGCAGAAACACAUUGAUACUGUCUGUUCUGAAUCCUGCUCCAGAUUUUAAGAGGCAUGAGUUGCAAUGCAAAGCGUCCCCCAGUUCUUGACUAGGACCUGCAUGUCUGUGACACGGCUACUUGUGUAAUUACAUUGCAGUAACACUGCGUGGAUGUCCUUUCAAACUGAGGCUUACCUUUCAUUGUGUCUGCAUGCACACGUGGCCUUACGCUGCUGCCACCUGCCCCUGUGAGUUGGUAUUGCAGUUUGAGACAUCAGUGCAACUACUUGCUCAUUCCCCCUUUCUUAAGUGUCAGCUUGGGUUCCGUGGCUGCCAUUGAAGAGACUGGCUCCCAGUUUAACCUGAGAGAACCUGUGCUGUAUUUGCACUGAUGGCUUUAAGGAUCAUUGCGCUGGAAGUAUCCGGUUCAAAAGCAUUCGGAAUGUAACGGAGUUGGAUUUCAUGGUGGUGGGGAUGUGCUAAAUAAGAAAUCAAGAAUUGUAAUGCCUUUACAUUACAGCUGUAACUGACUAGAAAUAGCAUUUCACUUGUGUUUCUGUUUGAAUUCUUUUCACACUUUCAGAAUAUCACCAGAUAGAAUGCUAUUCCAUAUCGCAGGGGUGUCCAAUCCGUCCUGGUAAAAUGAUAUAAUGAAUUAGUCCAGGGUCUGGUUCAAGCAAACACUUCACAACAUGGGAACCAUUGUGAUGCUGUUCUUCCGGAAUGGAAUGUGCGGAACAUUCCGGAAUGUGGAGUCAGGGUUUGGAAGCAGCCAGACAGCAUGGCUCGUGAUUUCUUUCCACAUGCACACGGUACGACACUGUCACCUGAUCUGGGGCACCAAUGGGAUGUGCUGGAUCUGCAAACCUGUCCUUAUCAAUGUGUAUCUUCAAAUUCCAUGUUUUCUAUAGAUUUAUUUUUUUCUCGUACCAUAAACAAACAUCUGUAUCACUGUAUGCUUUUUACACAGCUUAACACAUUGCUUCAUUGUGUAACAUCAUUGUAAACCUUUCUCCGAGUACCUAUAGUUAGUUUGUUUUUUAAUUUUGUAUUAACUAUUAGCGACUGAUAUUGUAUAGUGAUCAACGGUUCAGUUUCAUACAUGCUGUACUGUAUGCUGUUUUAUGAAAAAAAAAGUAUUGUUUUUAUUUAUAAACAUAGUUUUAUUGCCUAAA